Molecule: messenger RNA, 2175 nt
Organism: Alosa alosa (allis shad)
Lineage: Eukaryota; Metazoa; Chordata; Actinopteri; Clupeiformes; Clupeidae
Gene: slc5a2
Product: solute carrier family 5 member 2
Exons: 15
Coding region: 77-2098 (673 amino acids)
Biological process (GO): transmembrane transport; sodium ion transport
Cellular component (GO): plasma membrane
Molecular function (GO): D-glucose:sodium symporter activity
Source: RefSeq, a predicted model, not a curated record
GGGCACACUGGCUUUAUUAUAUUGUAGUUGUUAUAGGGGUAGUGUAUGGCAUAAAGUUGGUCAAAACUAUUAGUUCAUGAUGUCUGUCACAAACAUGCCAACAACCUCACCUGGGGCCACAGAGGAGGUGACCAUCAAUAAUUCAGCAGAUAUUGCUGUUAUUAUAGGCUAUUUUGUCAUGGUUAUUGCAGUCGGAGUUUGGUCAAUGUUCAGGACAAAUCGUGGAACAGUGGGUGGCUACUUUCUUGCUGGACGCACCAUGGUGUGGUGGCCGGUCGGUGCAUCGUUAUUUGCCAGCAACAUUGGCAGUGGGCACUUUGUUGGUCUUGCGGGAACAGGGGCGGCCAGUGGAAUAGCAGUUGGGGGGUUUGAAUGGAAUGCUAUAUUUAUUGUACUGCUUCUGGGAUGGCUGUUUGUCCCUGUCUACCUGACAGCUGGGGUGAUCACUAUGCCACAGUAUCUGAAGAAGAGAUUUGGAGGAACCAGAAUCAGUUUAUAUCUGUCUGUCAUCUCCCUGUUUCUUUACAUCUUUACAAAGAUAAGUGUGGACAUGUUCUCUGGGGCUGUCUUCAUCCAACAGGCCCUGGGCUGGAACAUCUAUGUGGCUGUGAUAGCUCUUCUCUGCAUCACAGCCCUCUAUACUGUUACAGGUGGCCUGGCCGCUCUGAUGUACACAGACACUGUCCAGACCUUCGUCAUAAUUGCCGGCGCCUUUGUCCUCAUGGGUUUUUCCUUCUUUGAAGUGGGGGGAUACAAUGCCUUGCUGGAGAAGUACAGCUUAGCCGUACCUUCCCUCGUAGGGUCCCAGGACCCUCUCCGAUACAAUAUUUCCGAGCAGUGCUACACCCCACGUGCAGAUGCCUUCCACCUUUUUCGGGAUCCAGUCUCAGGUGAUCUGCCCUGGCCUGGAGUUCUGCUGGGAAUUGCCAUCAAUGGAGCCUGGUACUGGUGCACAGACCAGGUUAUUGUGCAGCGUUGUUUGGCUGCUAAGAGCUUGUCACAUGUGAAGGCAGGCUGCAUCAUGUGCGGCUACCUGAAACUCUUCCCCAUGUUCCUUAUGGUGUUCCCUGGAAUGAUCAGCCGAGUGCUCUUCCCUGAUGAGGUGGGCUGUGUUGUGCCUGAGGUCUGUAAGCGGGUCUGUGGAACUGAAGUGGGCUGCUCCAACAUAGCAUAUCCCAAACUGGUGGUCUCCGUCAUGCCCAAUGGUCUGAGAGGUCUGAUGCUGGCGGUGAUGUUGGCUGCCCUCAUGAGCUCGUUGGCCUCCAUCUUCAACAGCAGCAGCACCCUCUUCACCAUGGACAUCUGGACACGCCUGCGACCUCAGGCCAGGGACCGAGAGCUCAUGAUAGUGGGCAGAGUUUGGAUCCUCUUUAUCGUAGCUAUCAGUAUCUGCUGGAUCCCAGUUGUGCAGGCUGCCCAGAGCGGUCAGCUGUUUGACUACAUCCAAUCGGUGACGAGCUACCUUGCUCCGCCCAUAGCUGUCGUCUUCCUUCUGGCUGUUUUUGUCAAGAGAGUCACUGAGCCAGGAGCUUUCUGGGGCUUGAUGGGCGGACUGGCCAUGGGCCUGGCUCGUAUGGGGGCUGAGUUUGCUUUUGGCACGGGCAGCUGCGUGUUCCCUUCACCCUGCCCUGCCAUCGUGUGUGGUGUCCACUACCUCUACUUCUCCAUCAUUCAGUUCUUUUGCACCGGCCUCCUGGUCCUCUUUAUCAGCUACAACACACCGCCCAUCGGGGACAAGCAUCUACACCGGCUGGUCUUUGGCCUCCGGUUUUCCAAGGAGGACAGGCUUGAUCUGGACAGGGUGGAGGAGGAGAAGGCCAGGAAUGCCCGUCGACAGGCAGAGCAGAAAACCAGAGCCAUGGCUGAGGAGGAGACGGUGGAAAGCCCCCCACAGACCAAGUCUGGGCUCUGUCGUCUCAUUGGCUGGUUCUGCGGAAUGGGCGGAGCCCAGGCCCCAGAGCCCACUGAGGAGGAGGUCACCGAGGCGUCCAAGCAAUUGCCUGACAUCCAAGAACACCCUUUCUGGCGAUACGUUGUGGAUGCUAAUGCUCUCAUCAUGAUGACUGUUGCCAUUUUUUUCUGGGGUUACUAUGCAUAAAAGACGGUCCCUAUAUGUAUGACACAAUAAAUGCAUUCUAAUUAAAUGUAUUCACCUAUUGACUGUUCAAGUAAAAG